Messenger RNA from Aphanomyces astaci, 348 nucleotides. RefSeq lists its product as hypothetical. The record is from RefSeq and is a predicted model, not a curated record. NCBI's taxonomy places the organism in Eukaryota, Oomycota, Saprolegniomycetes, Saprolegniales, Verrucalvaceae. The transcript has a single exon. The annotation marks the transcript as partial.
AUGAAGAAGGAUCAUCUUCAAAAGCAGAUCGGUACCACGUUUGUGGUACUCAAGGCGUUGCGAGAAGGUUUCCUCGUGUUACGCUACCCAUCUGGAACGAGCGUCGCGCGAAAGUUGCCGAUUUCUCAAGCGGUUGUAGGUAUUGUCGACGAUGUUAUCACCGACCAGAAGUUCGAAGUUGCUAAGUACAGCCAAUUGACGAACGACGACAAGAAAGUUGUCUAUGAUUUGUUCAAAAUCACGCGCUACGAUCAAAUGUUGCGCAAUCCAUUGAUGAAUCCGUACGAGUUGGAUGAAGCUCAGAAGUAUCUACUCGAGCUCGACAAACCAAAGGGCAACUCAUCUUGG